AUGCUGCCUGCCACUGCUGUGCGCAACGUUGAGUUGUUCACCUCACCCUUUCAUUAUUCCACAAUGAGACCACAACCUCCUGGAGGAGGUGGUGGUGGUGGCCAAUCCUUAGAUGCUAAUGCCGAAGAGCUACGCAAUGUUGAAUGGUAUUGGGGAAAAAUGACACGAGAAGAAGUCAAAAAUAUAUUGGCUGGUAAACCGGAUGGUAGUUUCUUGGUACGUGAUGCCCUCUCCAAGGAGGGUGAAUACACCCUCACCCUCAUCAAAGAUGGCACAGAGAAGCUAAUCAAAAUUUGCCACCUCAAUGGGAAGUACGGGUUUGUCGAUUGUAAAUUCAAUUCUGUCGUGGAACUUAUCAAUUACUAUAAAGUCAAUUCCCUUAAGCUGUACAAUAAAACCCUGGACAUAACGUUAAGUAAUCCCAUUAUACGUCCCAUCGAAGACGAUGACCUACAGCCGAAUAGUGAUCUACGACAAUUGGCCGAACAAUUCCUGUUGCUGCACGAUAAACUCAAUAAACAACAAUUAACACUGGAACAAAAGCUGAAAACUUUCAAAGCCAUCGAAGCUGAGCUAAAUGACAAAAAACUACAUCAGGAAGUCUUCCUAAGGGCGGAGAAAAUGUUCCAGAAUCAAAUAAAGAUUUUGGAAAACUUCAUUAACUCACAGACGCCAGCGAUAAAUCAAAAUUGUUCCAAUAGUAUAUCGCAAAGCACAGGAACAGCAACCGGCGCAUCAUCAGCCCCAACAAUACCAACGAAUAAUGUCACCCGCCAACAAGAACAAGAACAACUACAACAAAAUGCCGCCCUUAUGAAGGCGCGUCUCAGUGAUCUCUGCAGUGAAAUGCACAAGCUGAAUCGUCAUGUCGAAGCCAAAAAGGAGGAAUACAAGGGUCUCGAGCGUCAGAUCAAUGCAGCAAAACCCGAAUUACAAGCGAUUAAUAUGCGCAAAGAGAAAUAUUUGGAACGUCUCAAAGAAUUCGGCAUCUCCGAAGAGGAUAUCAAACAGCUAAUAGAAAUGGGCUUCGAAGCAUGGCAACAGCGUUAUGAAAUCGAAUCGAAUCAACCGCACAACGAUGAAUCAAUGUGGUUCCUUAAGGAUGUAACACGUCAGGGUGCCGAAGAUCUAUUACGUGGUGCUCCCACAGGAACAUUCUUAAUACGUGCCCGUUCCGCCGGCCACUAUGCCCUCUCGAUAGUUUGUAAAAAUUGUAUCAAUCAUUGUAUUAUCUAUAAAACAGAAAGUGGUUAUGGUUUUGCCGCGCCCUAUAACAUCUAUCAUUCACUGAAGAAACUUGUCGAACAUUAUGCACAAAAUUCCCUGGAGGAACAUAAUGAUACGUUGACCACGACGCUAAGUAUACCCGUCAUGUAUUGGCAUGCAAAUAAAGAACUGAUAACACAACAACUGCAAGAACAAAUGGAAUUGGAAAGGCAGCAGUUGGAAAUGGAACAGCAAAUGCAGGAGAAUAUGUUAUUGCCACCGGGAAUGGCAGGAGGAAUGCCUACAUCGUUGUUGGGUAAUGUUUCGGCACCCAUUGCUGUUAGUGGAGCUGCCACAAUUAUGCACAUAAAUGAUAUGGCAGCUAGCCAGACCCCACCCAGUAGUGUGGCAGCUACCCCACCUCAGGCACAUUCCUAUGGUAGUAGUAGUGGGGGUGGUGGUGUUGGAGAUUUUGGUGGUAAUGGCGGUGGCAAUGGCAGCAAUGUGGGCAGUUAUCCUGGUGGUAAUCUGUAG
This is a messenger RNA of Musca vetustissima, 1740 nucleotides long. It is a transcript of the gene Pi3K21B, whose product is annotated as phosphatidylinositol 3-kinase regulatory subunit gamma. Gene Ontology annotation, molecular function: 1-phosphatidylinositol-3-kinase regulator activity. Gene Ontology annotation, cellular component: phosphatidylinositol 3-kinase complex. The record is from RefSeq and is a predicted model, not a curated record. Bases 1 to 1740 code for a protein of 579 amino acids. Gene Ontology annotation, biological process: phosphatidylinositol phosphate biosynthetic process; insulin receptor signaling pathway. NCBI's taxonomy places the organism in Eukaryota, Metazoa, Arthropoda, Insecta, Diptera, Muscidae. The transcript is spliced from 3 exons.